This is a messenger RNA of Paramecium octaurelia, 2625 nucleotides long. The record is from the annotation of a GenBank genome assembly. NCBI's taxonomy places the organism in Eukaryota, Ciliophora, Oligohymenophorea, Peniculida, Parameciidae.
AUGAUAGAGUCUAAAAAAUCAGAACUAAAAAAUGAUUUGAAGGAAACCAAUUAGCAGAUAUACGAAUUGAUCGAAUAGGCUAACUAGCAAUUAUAAUCUUUGUUUAACAAAAGAGAAGAGGAAUUGCUGAAGGUGUACAAAUAGGAGAUGCUUAAUGUUUAAAGACAAUUAGUUAAAAUAAGAGAUGAGGAAAGUUAGACUGAGAUUGAGAAAAGAAUUCAAAAACAUAGAGAGGAACUAGCAAAGGAGAGAGAGUUGUAUCUCGAGAGGAGCAUUAAGUUGAGUGAUAACAUUAAAGAAUUGGGUAAGAUUGAUCGUGAUAUUCGAUAAAGUUUCAAUGAAUUGUAGAGUGAAAUCAAAUUCUUGGAUGAAUAGUUGAUUUAUGCUGAUAAACACAACAUAAUAUUGCAAGAGGAAUUGAACAGUUUGGGUGAGGAGGAGCAGCAAGUUCAGACUUAAAUUAGAAGAUAACCGAAAUCAAUGUAGCAAUUAUAAUCAGUUCGUUUGAUGCCUCUGCCACAACUCAAGAGGAAUUCAUGUCAUUUACAAUAGGAGCAAGAAUUGAAUGCAAAAUUAAAGUAGCAAAUUAAUUAAGUUGAGGAAUUUCAAGAAUCAGAAUUGGAGCGAUGUUUUGAUGAGGCCCUCUUAACUGUAACGGAGUAGAGUGAGGCAUCUACCAAUAUUGAUUUAACAUGUUGUAAUGAUUUUUCUGAGUAUUCGAAACGAAGAAUUUUUGAAGACUUUUUAGAAAAACCAUAUGUAAAAUAAAAAAUCUAUGAAUUAUUAAUAAAUAAAUGAAUAAGUUUAUUACAUAUAUCAAUAUUCCAGAGGUCCGUGGUAAAAUACCAAAGUGCUAGAUAUGUGCAAAAGGGUUUUCAAAAGUGACAACGCGAGAACAUAUGUGCAAAAGGUAGAACAAUUAUUUGAUUAUUUCAUACCAGAUGUUUAAGAGUUGUGUGUAGUGGUUGUUCUCCAUUCAAAAUUACAUUCGAGUUGAAUAAGGGUAGAAGACUAUGUAAAAUAUGUAAAGAAGUAAAUUAAAACCUUUUCUUUUAAGGAAUAAGAUUCAAUCAAAUCCUUUGUAGAAUAUUAUCAUAUUGCUUAUGGUGUUGAUACCCUCUCAAAACAAUGGCUUGGAAGUGCAUUUAAUUCUUAGGAUUACAAGACUGCGAGAGAAUCCACUAAACUUAAAUUGGAUUAGAUAGAGUUUGCUGGUUUAGAUAACAUUAAUUAUUCCUUGAAGGACUUCUACACAUUAGCUGGAAAAGAUAAUGUGAAAUUGUAGAAUGUUUGCAUGACUUUUUGUUCAAAGAAUUCAGACAUCAAAUUGACAGCCGAGAUGGUUUGUUUAGCUAACUUUUUGCUUUGUUUCUCAUCUGAAGCUUCUGCCUUUUAGCUCUUAAAUAUCAUAUACAGAUAAAAGCCACCUGAAGAGUGCUUAAUAAGCAUAGUAACUUGUUGUGUGAAAGGAUUCAAUUUGCCUGAGAAUGAGACUGUUUAUAUGAGACAAUUUUUGGAGGCCAGAUUAAAAAGAUAUUUGCUUACAUUUUCAAUCAAUAUGUUCAAUUUUGAUACUACUUUGCUUUUGAUUUAACAACUGAUAUAAAAAUAUGAUUACUUCAUUCAAGGAUUAUCAGCUAUUUUUAUGAUUGCUAGUCCAAAUCUGAAGUCGUCAACACAUGAAGAUUUAGAGAUUUUUAUAUUAAGAGAGAUCAAAAGAAAAGAUGUAGAACUCAAACUCAAAACUAUUAAAUAAACAAAACCAAAAUAGGAUUCAGAGAAUAAGGAUCGUACUCAAUCUAUCAUGAGUUUGGCUUUUUCAACCUUGGAAUAAUAAGAUACAUCUCAGAUAAAUGAUUUAAAAACUGAGAUUUCAAAUCUUAAAUUACAAUUGUCAUUGAAGGAUAAUGAAAUCGAAAGCUAUAAGUUUCAGUUAUCGUAACUUUAAAUACCAGACUAAUAAAAGAAAGAUAAGUUCCUAAAGUAAAAAUCUGAUGAAAUUGCAAUUCUAUUAUCUAGAAUUGACGAAUUAACACUUGAAAAUCAGGUCUAUUAAAAAAAGGAACGUACUAAUUCAGAUUUCUCAUUAAUGUAUUAACAAUCAUAGAAAAUCAUAGAGGAAAAAUAGAAAUAAAUUAACAGAUUGAAGGAAAAAGUGAAAGAGAGUUCUUUAGAGAAUAGGACUAUGUCUUUAUCCUUAGCUGGUGGAGUUUAAGGCAUUCUGUCAGGAAAGGAGGUUUAAGAGUUGAAAUAGAGUUUUGAAGAGGAGAAGCAAUUUCUGACUGAUUAAAUAAAAUAGUUGGAAAGCAGCAAGGCUCUCUUGCAAAAGAGUUUGGAUGCUCAAAAGAAAUUGAAUCAAAGAGUAAUUGACUAUAUUGGUUCUAUGACUUUGAACAAUAAGUUAAUCGAAUUAUAAAUUAAGACAUCUGAAGAAAAAGAAACAAUCUCAUACAAAGAUGAGGUCAAUAACUUGAUUGAUAUCAAAAAUUAAUAGAAUCAGAUGCUGUCUAGAUUACAGAGUACUAAUUUGCAGUAAAUUGAGGAACUCAAAGUUAAAAUUAAGAAUUUAAAAUGAAUGAAUUAAUUGUUGAUCAUUAAUUAUAAAAUAUUUAAAAUGUAAAAGAG